Messenger RNA from Harpegnathos saltator (Jerdon's jumping ant), 2499 nucleotides. Its product is annotated as UDP-glucuronosyltransferase 2B7. Lineage: Eukaryota; Metazoa; Arthropoda; Insecta; Hymenoptera; Formicidae. The coding region runs from base 169 to 1824 and encodes 551 amino acids. The transcript has 3 exons. The record is from RefSeq and is a predicted model, not a curated record. Gene Ontology annotation, molecular function: UDP-glycosyltransferase activity.
CUAACAGCAGCGAAGAAACCGACCAGACACUGUAUAACUGAUUGAUUAACUGCCAGUUCGACGGCGAAGACCCACAGCGAAGGUUGACCGUUGUUCGGUGAAAUUAUCGAUUUGACUACGUUCCUUCGUUAGUUACAAAACGAAAUUAUUACUACGCGCUAUCGAGAUAUGUGUAGUUGGCGAGUAUAUUCAUCUACAAUGUUCCUUCUCAUCGUUUUCUCGUUGUCAUCAUCGUCAAUUUUGGUUACUAACGACACGUUCGUAAACACGACCAGAUUGCAGCUAAAAAUACUCGGAGUCUUCGGUCACUACGGCAAGAGUCACUUCGAUGUGUUCAAGCCACUCUUAGAAGAGUUGGCGCGCCGAGGUCACAAUGUCACGGUUAUCUCAUAUUUUGCUAGAAGCGAGAGCGCUAAAGCGAAAGAGCUAUUACCGACUUACAAGGACAUUAUGUUAAACUCUGACGACGUUAUUUAUACGAAUAUUAUAGACCUCCAUAUGAUUAGACACAAUGUUAUUCGCGUGAUAAAUGAGCUCAGAUUGUUGAGAUCUAUGGCUGAUGUAGCGUGCAAGAUCGGUCUGAAUCAUCCAGCCGUCAAAGAGUUACUCCAAUCUAAGAAGAAAUUUGACCUGAUCAUCACGGAAAGCUUCAAUACCGAUUGCUUCCUAGGUUUUAUCCAUAAAUUCAAGACGCCUUACAUCAGCUUAUCAUCGCAUCAGAUCAUGCCGUGGUUGAAUGAAGACAUGGGCAACGAGGACAAUCCCAAUUAUAUCCCACUGAUAUUCUUAGGAUUAGCCAAACCUAUGGAUUUCUUCAGCAGGCUGUUAAAUAGAGUGACAUUGUCAUUCGUCAAAGCAGCCUACGAAUUUUGGUUCCGAUUUCAAGAUCAGUGCAUUGCUAAUGAGGUGUUUGGACCGGAUCUUCCAAAUUUAAGAGAGAUCGCGAAACGAACGCAGGCGUUACUGGUAAAUACCCAUAGCAGUCUCCAUAGUAGCGUACCUCUAUUACCGAACAUUGUAGAGGUCGGCGGCCUUCACAUUCCGUCGCGAACGAAACCGUUGCCUAAGGACGUAGCUGAAUUCCUAGAUAAUGCGCACGAAGGAGUACUCUACUUCAAUUUAGGCUCUAUGAUCAAGAUGACAACGAUACCGCGAGAGAAGCUGGAUACGAUACUCGAUGUGCUUGGAUCAAUCCCACGAAAGGUGCUUUGGAAAUGGGAAGAAGACGUCCUGCCACGCAGACUGAACAAUGUCAUGUUCAAGAAAUGGUUGCCUCAAUUUGACGUAUUGAAUCAUCCGAACAUCAAAUGUUAUAUGGGCCAUGGCGGGCUUCUUGGUCUUUCAGAAAGUGUCUACGUGGGUAUACCGAUGGUCUUGAUACCGCUGUACGGUGAUCAAUUUCACAAUGCAGCUGCCGCGGAAAACAGGGGUGUCGCACGCAUACUCUCAUACAAUAACCUGGAUGAACAUUCCUUAAGAUGUGCUUUGAACGAAAUCUUCAACAGUACCAGCUAUCAUGAGAAUGCCCAGAGGCUUUCGAAAGCUUUCCGUGAUCGACCUGCUACUCCGUUGGAGACUUCGGUAUGGUGGGUAGAAUACAUCGCCCGUGGCAACGGCGCCCCCUAUCUGCGCAGCUACAGCGCCGAUCUCACUUGGUACCAGUAUCAUCAUAUCGACGUUGUUCUCGUUUUGAUUAUCAUCGUCGCGUUGCUUAUUUACAUUCUCUUCCGGUUGAUCAAGCUGCUCUCAUGGCUGUUUCGCAUUAUCAAAGAGGCGCUCAGAAGCGAGACCAAACAGAUAAGCAAGCAGAAGAAAAAGAAUUAAUAGCAACUGCUCUUUCGAUAUGGGGACGCAACAGAAAAAAAUAAUAACGUAGAGUAUUCAUAGUAGUUUCGAGAUAAAGAUAAAACCGUACAAACAGCCAGCAUUUUUUUUGUGUAAAACUACCAACGUUUGACUUAGGAUCGAAUUUAAAUUAUUUUAGAUCAAUUGUUAUGGAGAAUUCGUUGGUCGCAAAAAUUCUCUAAGAGACAAAAAAUCUCUUCCUAUUAACUUAUACGAUAUUACCCAAGUCACAGUCUGCUAAUAUUCGCAACAGUAAAAAUGUAGCUAAAAUAAUGUCUUGCCAGCCUUAAUUAUAGCAGAUUAAUUACAGCUAUUUGACAGCAAACGUUAUUUUGCAAUCUAACUUUUAACUACGAUAGUAUUAUAACAGUUAAUAAAAGAGUAAAACAGAUUUUUAACUACGAUACCGUUAUAACAGUUAUAAAAGAGUAAACAUGCAAUCACAAUUAUUUUAAUUGUAUCAUAUUAAUAGCUGUAAAGUGUAAAGUGUGAUAAACUGUUAAAAAUUAUAAUUAUUAGGAAAACUAAAAUUAUCCGCAGCUAUUUUAACAUUAAUUGUUGUGAAAUGUUAUGAUAGCAAAAACAAAAUCCAAAAUUCAACCACAGCUAUUUUAACUGCAUUAAUAGUUGUAAAAUAUAAUAUAAUAGUUGUAA